Neomonachus schauinslandi (Hawaiian monk seal) is the source of this 2300-nucleotide messenger RNA. It is a transcript of the gene PRKN, whose product is annotated as parkin RBR E3 ubiquitin protein ligase. Gene Ontology annotation, cellular component: endoplasmic reticulum; Golgi apparatus; cytosol. The transcript has 11 exons. Gene Ontology annotation, molecular function: ubiquitin conjugating enzyme binding; ubiquitin protein ligase activity; zinc ion binding. The record is from RefSeq and is a predicted model, not a curated record. Gene Ontology annotation, biological process: regulation of mitochondrion organization; regulation of apoptotic process; protein polyubiquitination. NCBI's taxonomy places the organism in Eukaryota, Metazoa, Chordata, Mammalia, Carnivora, Phocidae. The coding region runs from base 1 to 1401 and encodes 466 amino acids.
AUGUCUUGGUCAGUGUUUGUCAGGUUCAACUCCAGCCAUGGUUUCCCAGUGGAGGUCGAUUCCAAUACCAGCAUCUUCCAGCUAAAGGAGGUGGUUGCUAAGCGACAGGGGGUUCCAGCUGACCAGUUGCGUGUGAUUUUCGCUGGGAAGGAGCUUCGGAAUGACUUGACAGUGCAGAGCUGUGACCUGGAUCAGCAGAGCAUCGUUCAUGUCGUGCUGAGACCCUGGCACAAAGGCCAAGAAAGGGAGGCCACUGGACAGGACAGCCCAGGAAACGCCGUGGAGGGCUCGGAGAAAGAGCCUGAGAGCUUGACACGCGUGGACCUCAGCAGCUCCGUCCUCCGGGCCCACUCGGUGGGUCUGGCUGUGAUCCUGAACAGCGACUAUGAGGGGACCCUGCCAACUGGAAGGCCAGCAGGUAGAGGAACCUACAACAGCUUUUAUGUUUAUUGCAAAGGCCCCUGUCAAAGAGUACAGCCAGGAAAACUCCGGGUGCAGUGCAGCACCUGCCAGCAGGCAACGCUCACCUUGGCCCAGGGUCCCUCUUGCUGGGACGAUGUCUUAAUCCCAAACCGGAUGACUGGUGAAUGCCAAUCUGCAAACUGCCCUGGGACUACAGCCGAAUUUUUCUUUAAAUGUGGAGCACACCCAACCUGCGACAAGGAAACGUCAGUAGCUUUGAACCUGAUUACGACAAACAGUCGAGACAUCACCUGCAUAACGUGUACCGACAUCAGGAGCCCUGUCCUGGUUUUUCAGUGCAACCACCGCCACGUGAUUUGCUUAGACUGUUUCUACUUAUACUGUGUGACAAGACUUAAUGACCGGCAGUUUAUCCAUGACCCUCAGCUUGGCUACUCCCUGCCCUGUGUGGCUGGCUGCCCCAACUCCUUGAUUAAAGAGCUCCAUCACUUCAGGAUUCUUGGAGAAGAGCAGUAUAACCGAUACCAGCAAUAUGGUGCUGAAGAGUGUGUGCUACAGAUGGGGGGUGUGCUGUGCCCCAGCCCCGGCUGUGGAGCGGGGCUGCUUCCCGAGCCAGGCGUGACGAAGGUCACUUGUGAAGGGGGCAGCGGUCUGGGCUGUGGGUUCGUCUUCUGCCGGGACUGUAAGGAAGCGUACCAUGAAGGUGAAUGCGGCACCCUAUUUGAAGCCUCAGGAGCAGUUACUCAGGCUUACAGAGUUGAUGAGAAGGCUGCGGAGCAAGCUCGGUGGGAAGAGGCCUCCAAAGAAACAAUCAAGAAAACCACCAAGCCCUGUCCCCGUUGCCAUGUGCCUGUUGAAAAAAAUGGAGGAUGCAUGCACAUGAAGUGCCCGCAGCCGCAGUGCGGGCUGGAGUGGUGCUGGACCUGCAGCUGUGAGUGGAACCGCGCCUGCAUGGGAGACCACUGGUUCGAUGUGUAGCCUCAGCCCCGCGAGCGGGCGCCCCCUGCCGUCCAACUUGGAAACGUACAAAGGGUCCUGCCAUUCCCCGCUCUUUCUCCAAACUCUCUCUCUCUCACGCAUGCACGCGCGCACACGCACACACACACACACAGACACAGCACCCCUCAAGCUCCUUCCAAAGCCACAAAAACAAAGUUACAGGAGAAGCUCCUGGGAUCCCUUUCUUUGUGCCCUCGAAAAACAACAAGAAGUAUUCUCAGGCCUCAGCAGUACGCAGACCGCGGAGCACAGAGGAAGGCGCAUCCACCUUUUGUAUGGAUUGUCAUUUUCGCGGGAAUUCAAGGCACGCUGGGUUUAAGUACGCAGAGAGAGAUUUCUCAGGUUUAAUUUCCUGCUUCGUACCUUCAGCAAAGAUUGGGAAGAAGCCAUUGGUGAGGAAAUAGUUCGGAGGGACUAUUGUCGGUGGUUCUAAGUUGGCCGACAGUGGGUUCUGAGAACUAUAUUCUCCACUUUAAGAGCAAUGCUUUUAUUUAAAUUAUCAGAGAGCAUCUAUUCGCAAAGAACCACAGGCAAUAGUCAAACUCUGUGUUUAUCCCUAAGAAUUCUACCUUUAUAUAUCGCAUGGAUGGAAUAUCAACUAUGCAUACAUCAGCUUGUCAACUAGUGAGAAAUUAUGAAAGUUAAUUUGAAUGUUGAAUGUUGACAUUAUAGGAAAGAAAUCAAAACUUCAUGUACUUUUCCUUCCAUUUAAUUAUUUGAGACCUUAGGAAGAAAUUGUUUUUCUGAAAAUAUUACGAAGUCUGUAAUUUGAUUUUAAACAUUCACUUUGCAGCUUGGGGAAUAAGCUAGUACAUUUGGCUUCACUGUAAACUUAAUGGGUAAGGUGCCUGUAGAGGAGACAUGUUUAGAAAUGGCUU